Sciurus carolinensis (gray squirrel) is the source of this 399-nucleotide messenger RNA. Its product is annotated as keratin-associated protein 4-4-like. Lineage: Eukaryota; Metazoa; Chordata; Mammalia; Rodentia; Sciuridae. The transcript has 3 exons. The record is from RefSeq and is a predicted model, not a curated record. Gene Ontology annotation, cellular component: keratin filament. Bases 1 to 399 code for a protein of 132 amino acids.
AUGUGCAACUCCUGUUGUGGAUCCUGCUGUUCCGGCCAGGGCUGUGGCUGUUGCCAGCGCAGGUGCUGCCAGACCACCUGCUGCAGAACCACCUGCUGCCGCCCCAGCUGCUGCUGUAGCUCCUGCUGCCGCCCCAUCUGCUGUAGGACCACCUGCUGCAGGACCACCUGCUGCCGCCCCAGCUGCUGCCGCCCCAUCUGCUGUAGGACCACCUGCUGCAGGACCACCUGCUCCCACCCCAGCUGCUGUGGUUCCUGCUGCUGCAGCCCCUGCUGUGGUGGCUCCAGUGGCUGUGGUGGCUCCAGUGGCUGUGGCUCCUGCUGCUGUCACCCCACCUGCUGCCAGACCACCUGCUGCCAGACCACCUGCUGCCGCCCCAGCUGCUGUAGCUCCUGCUGA